AUGGAAUGCAGAUUAGUUUUAUAUAAUCGAACUGAUGACGAUUUAAACCAUGACUAUAUGAGUGGUUGGCUUCACCAACAAUUAAAAUAUUAUAAAUAUCGUCGAAUUCCAGGACAAAAUGGAAAAUCCAUUUUCUAUCUUUUCUUCCGAAAGGAAGAAGAUACAUAUGCUGCUCUCCGAGCAGCAAAGUUAAUAAAGCAUAUCUCACUCGUGAGAUAUAAUCCAUCGAAUCCUGUAAUGUUCGACUUACCAUUUCGUCCAUUUUCACCACAGCAUAUCAUAGAUAUUUGCCGAUACUCUUUCAAGAAGUAUCUUGAUAAAUUCAAUAAUGUGGAUCUUUUCAAGACUUUUAUUCGUCGUCUUGCUGAGCAAAUCAUGGCUCAGUGCAUUAAGAAACAUGAAAUAUAUGAGCGAAUCGCAAAGCUAUUUACAUGGUGGUGGAUGAAUGAUAAAUUCAGAGUAAAAAACAAUUACGCAAUUCAAAAACUGUUAGAUGUCUUCUUUAUUUAA
Messenger RNA from Adineta ricciae, 510 nucleotides. The record is from the annotation of a GenBank genome assembly. Lineage: Eukaryota; Metazoa; Rotifera; Eurotatoria; Adinetida; Adinetidae.